Aphanomyces astaci is the source of this 1088-nucleotide messenger RNA. RefSeq lists its product as hypothetical. Bases 19 to 900 code for a protein of 293 amino acids. The transcript has 2 exons. Lineage: Eukaryota; Oomycota; Saprolegniomycetes; Saprolegniales; Verrucalvaceae. The record is from RefSeq and is a predicted model, not a curated record.
CUUGACACAAACCUCGAAAUGGCUCGCGGGGAAUCGUGGGACGCGACCGAGGACGUCCAGCUCACGAGGUCAUGGGUCGCAAUUUCGUCUACUGGCGCUGCGCUGAAGGCCUCAGACUUGAACCAGCGUGUGUACGAGCAUUGGCUCGAGCACAAGACCUCCAACAUUCACGGCGACCGCACCCCUCCCGCCAUCACGUCUCGGUGGAAGAAGCUGUGUCCCGUCUUGACCUGUUUCAACGGCGCCGUCAUUAACGCGCUAAAGUCCAUCCCGUCCGGAUCCAAUGAAGAAGGCGUGAUCGACAACGAAAUGCAAGCCAUCCCCGAUGCCAAACUCAACGGCUUCGAGCGCACGACCGUCCUUACUUGUUGGCGACUCGUUCGUGAUGCGCCAAAGUGGCGCGUAGAGCAGGACGUGCGUGGAGGAAAGAAGCGCAACGCGAUGGACAUGGCAACUGAGAAAACGAAACGCAUCAAAGGCCACAAGGAAAUCAAGGCCGACAGGCGGGAGCCGCAACGGCAUCUUGUGCGCGAGGCUGCAACGACGGGGCGUAAGCGGAAGGUUUCAGAUGAUGCGGCACCAAGUAGCGAGGACGACGACAAGCUAUCGCCGUCCAACAAGAAAGACGGAGCCAUCGCGUGGAAAGUGGUAGCCACUGCGGUCGCCGACUUGACAGCAAUGAUGAAGGCAUCACACAAGUACAAGCGCGAGGAAAUACAGGUACAGAAGCAGGCCAAUGCGCUAGCUUUGCGCCAGAUUGAGCUCGACGAGCAACGAUAUCGUGUGGACAAGGCAGAGCGGGACGCACGCGUUGCUCUAGAACGGCGCGAACGUCAGACGCAACUCGAGUUUAUGCAAAGCACCGUAGAACUGCUGCGCACGCUUACUAAAAAGACGUAGACUUGCCUGGUCUAUCUUGUUUAUCAGUGUCAAUCAUUGAUCUGAUAGUACCCCCGUACUAAUUGGAAUAUGUCGACAGUUGCCCCAGGACACACGUCGGGUCCUCCAUGUUCACAAAUCUGUGAUGGUAGCAAUUUCCUGUGAACAAUUCCGGAAAUUGUUUUGCUUACAGUAAAACUACUUCGAAG